Molecule: messenger RNA, 1077 nt
Organism: Thlaspi arvense
Lineage: Eukaryota; Viridiplantae; Streptophyta; Magnoliopsida; Brassicales; Brassicaceae
Source: the annotation of a GenBank genome assembly
AUGAGCCACCUGUACACCUCAGGCGUCGCUCAGGUGAGGGAGCGCCUACCGAAACCCAUCCGACCUCCUUUUCAGUCAAACCGGAGAUUCUGCAUUCAAGCCGCUAUCUCCCCUCCGUUUUUCCAUUUAUUAAAGCUCAUCGGGACCAAAAUGGCGAAUCGCCUCAACACGCCCUUCCGGUGGCCGGCCCAUGCGCCGCGUCUGUUGUCCAUAGAGUACCCACAAAGCCUUACCACACACAAUCUCCUUCCUUCUUCUCUCCAUCCCAACAAGAUUUCUUCUUCUAUCACUCGACACCGUAGCCAUGUGGCCGUGAAGUCCCAAACGACGAUGCAAGAGAAACCGAUAUCGGAUAACAGAAUGCUGGUGUUCGUUCCUCCGCAUCCGCUGAUCAAGCACUGGGUUUCAGUUCUUAGAAAUGAGCAGACUCCUUGCCCCAUCUUUAGUGAGUGGCAGUUCAAGCUUCAGCUAGACUGUAAUUAUACAAGCAAUAAUCAAAAGCGUCCAUGUAAAGCUGACUUAGAAAAUGCCAUGGCCGAGUUGGGGAGACUGCUGAUUUAUGAAGCAUCAAGGGAUUGGCUGCCUACUAUAAGAGGGGAGAUUCAGUCGCCAAUGGGUGUUGCCUCUGUAGAAUUUAUUGAUCCAAGGGAACCUGUGGCGGUUGUUCCGAUCCUGAGAGCUGGUCUUGCUCUAGCAGAACAUGCAUCGUCAAUUUUGCCAGCAACAAAAACAUACCAUCUAGGGAUUAGCAGGGAUGAGGAGACACUUCAGCCAACAGUGUAUUUGAACAAGCUACCGGAAAAAUUUCCUGAAGGAUCUCGUGUGUUUGUAGUAGAUCCCAUGCUUGCAACAGGUGGUACAAUAGUUGCGGCUAUUGACUUGAUAAAGGAGCAUGGAGUGGACAAUAAGCAAAUUAAAGUGGUGUCUGCUGUGGCUGCUCCUCCGGCCCUUCAGAAGCUGAGUGAGAAGUUUCCAGGGCUUCAUGUAUAUUCUGGAAUUAUUGACCCAACUGUUAACGAUAAAGGGUUUAUAAUCCCUGGACUGGGAGAUGCAGGAGACCGUAGCUUUGGCACAUAA